UACAUCGAUCUAUCGAUAGUUAAUAGACUGGCCAAUGUUUAUUGUUAUAAAAUAAAUGUUAAAAAUAAACAAUUAAUCACUUAAUAUAAACAAAAACUAGUGCAAGUAGCAAGUGCGUUGUAAAGACGACCCUGCCCUUCGAAUUUCCUUAUUGCGGGCAUAAAACCCCUACAACAACAACGCCACCAUCAGCAGCAACAACAAUAAGCAGGAGAUUCAGAUUCGCAACGCAAUCAAAACGAAAUAAAAAAGAAGGAAAAAAACUACAAGGCGAAACGCAUAAAUAACUAGGGGAACAAAUAAUAGUAAUAAUAAGACUAAAAGCAAGUGGAAAAGUACGAAAGCGAAAAGAGAAAACAUAUGUACGUUGCGUGAGAGUGACGUGUGUGUGUGUGUGUGUGUGUGAGCGAAAGAGAAAGAGCGAGAGGGGAGGCGAGCAAAAACAAAAACAACAUCACAGCAUAAGCGAGACCUUGAAAACUUUAAAAGCAGCAAAAAACAAAAACAACAAAACAGCCAAAAAUAAGAAACUAAAAGCUGAAAAAGUAAUAAAAAAUAGUUUACCCGAAAAAAAAAUCCAUAUAACAUUUCUAGAAGUGCGGAGCGUAUACUCUGUUAUGGAGAGUGACGAUUUUCAUUUACCGCAAGGCGCCAAUUAAAGGGGAAAAUCCAUAAACCGAGGAUUACAAGUGGAAAACAAGGACGCAGAAACGCCAAAAAAAAGACCAAAAAUGGCAGCAGCAGAGGCGGGCAACACGGGCACCACAGGAUCAGCUGGCUCCACAGGAUCGGGAUCGGGAUCGGGAAGUGGAAGCUCCUCAGAUCCAGCGAAUGGACGGGAGGCCCGCAAUCUUGCCGAGAAACAGCGACGUGAUAAGCUUAAUGCCAGCAUCCAGGAGCUGGCCACCAUGGUACCACAUGCAGCCGAAUCCUCCCGUCGCCUGGACAAAACCGCCGUCCUCAGAUUCGCCACCCAUGGACUGAGACUCCAGUAUGUCUUUGGCAAAUCCGCUUCCAAACGUCGCAGGAAAUCCGGCCUUAAGGGUUCGGGUAUGUCCGCCUUACCUGUCGGAGAUCUACCCAAUCCCAGUCUGCAUCUAACGGACACUCUAAUGCAACUGUUGGAUUGCUGUUUCAUCACUCUAACCUGCAGUGGCCAAAUUGUUCUGGUCUCCACCAGCGUGGAGCAGCUAUUGGGCCAUUGUCAGUCCGAUUUGUAUGGCCAGAAUCUGCUGCAGAUCACUCAUCCCGACGAUCAGGACCUGUUGAGGCAACAGCUAAUACCCAGGGAUAUAGAGACCCUGUUCUAUCAGCAUCAGCACCAGCAGCAGGGUCACAACCCCCAGCAGCACUCCACUUCCACAUCAGCCUCGGCUUCGGGCAGUGAUCUGGAGGAGGAGGAAAUGGAGUCGGAAGAGCACCGUCUGGGGCGGCAGCAGGGAGAGGUGGACGAAGACGAGGAUCACCCCUACAACCGACGCACACCCAGCCCGCGGAGAAUUGCCCAUUUGGCGACUAUUGAUGAACGGCUACGCAUGGAUCGCCGCUGCUUUACCGUCCGUUUGGCAAGGGCUUCUACGCGAGCGGAGGCCACUCGUAAUUACGAGCGGGUAAAGAUCGACGGCUGCUUUCGACGCAGUGAUUCCUCCUUGACUGGAGGUGCCGCUGCCAACUAUCCGAUUGUUUCCCAGCUGAUACGGCGCUCGAGAAACAACAAUAUGCUGGCUGCUGCUGCAGCUGUGGCAGCAGAAGCGGCGACGGUGCCGCCCCAGCACGAUGCCAUUGCCCAGGCGGCGCUGCACGGUAUCAGUGGCAACGAUAUUGUCCUGGUGGCCAUGGCCAGGGUGCUGAGAGAGGAACGGAGGGAACCGCCUGAGGAGACGGAGGGAACCGUGGGCUUGACCAUCUACAGGCAGCCAGAACCCUAUCAAUUGGAGUACCAUACGAGGCAUCUAAUCGACGGCAGCAUCAUCGACUGUGAUCAAAGGAUUGGUCUGGUGGCGGGCUAUAUGAAGGAUGAGGUGCGCAACCUUAGUCCCUUCUGUUUCAUGCACCUGGACGACGUUCGCUGGGUGAUUGUGGCCCUUCGACAAAUGUACGAUUGCAACAGUGACUAUGGCGAGAGCUGCUACCGUCUGCUGUCACGCAACGGGCGCUUCAUAUACCUGCACACCAAGGGCUUUCUGGAGGUCGACCGUGGCAGCAACAAGGUGCAUUCCUUUCUGUGCGUCAACACGCUGCUCGAUGAGGAGGCGGGCCGGCAAAAGGUGCAAGAGAUGAAGGAGAAAUUCUCGACAAUCAUCAAAACGGAUGUGCCCACGCAAAGCAGCAGUCCCGAUUUGCCCGCCUCCCAGGCACCGCAGCAACUGGAGAGGAUUGUGCUCUAUCUAAUAGAGAACCUACAGAAGAGUGUAGACUCGGCGGAAACGGUUGGCGGCCAGGGCAUGGAAAGCCUAAUGGACGAUGGCUACAGUUCGCCAGCAAAUACGUUAACACUCGAAGAGUUAGCUCCCUCGCCCACGCCCACCUUGGCCUUGGUGCCGCCGGCUCCGUCUUUGGUCAAGAACUCCAUCUCCAAGUCGGUGAGUGUGGUCAAUGUUACGGCGGCCAGAAAGUUUCAGCAGGAGCAUCAGAAGCAGCGUGAACGAGAUCGGGAACAGCUUAAGGAGCGCACCAACUCCACGCAGGGCGUGAUUCGCCAAUUGAGCAGCUGCCUAAGCGAAGCGGAAACAGCAUCCUGCACUCUAUCACCAGCCAGUAGUUUGAGUGCCGGCGAAGCACCGGACACGCCCGAUCCGCACAGCAACACAUCACCGCCACCAUCGCUCCAUCAACGUCCCAGUGUCCUGCAUCGAACCUUGACCAGCACGCUGCGAUGACGGGCUGACGGAACCUGGUUUGCCUUCUAAUUGGGUGUGGAAAUGGACGUCAUUGGUAGCUCACAUGGCUCACAUACAACUUAGUGUCGGUAAUAUAAUCCUAGCCAAUCACAAAGUGAGAACCCAAAAUGUAUCGGAGGAAAACGGGCAGGAGAACAUGGGUUGAAGAACCUUUUUUAUUCACAUUUGCAAACUUUGAGCAAUUAGACAUUUUAUUUUUCAGUAUAUAAUGAGUUGACUUAUAAAUGCAAUUAACAAAUCAGAACUUGUAAUCAAGCAAUUCUGUAAUUUAAUAUGGGACUUUCCGUGAUUUUUGCCUUCUACGUACUUUUCAACUUGUUCCAAACGCAUUAUUCAUUAUACAGCAAACAUAUCUAUAGGGUUACCGUAUUAUAAACAAAAUUAACGUGGUUUCAUUUGAGUUUAAAAAUAACCAUGGCUAUAUGAUGAAAGUGCAAUAUAAGCUCGCAUUUAUUUUGAUAUGAUGAUAUUAUGGCAGUAAUAAUGAUCUGAUCACGAUAAACGUUUUUCUCAAAACAUAAGCGAUACAUUUUGGGUAUAUGGCUAUUACUGUUUAUGUGUGUGAUUUCGGUAUAAAAAAAAGUAGUUUGAUUACAUGUUAUAUUGAAUGGCGAUCGUGUUGUGUGCUGCUAAAUGCGUUCCAUUAUCAAUAAUCUUCGUUAUGUAAUUACGUUUAAUUUGUAAAUAUGUAUGAGUGCGUGCGAGUGUGUGAUCAAGUGAGCAUGGGUAUGAAUGAAUAUUAGAUCAGUGCUCGGAUUUGGUUUUAGUUGAAAUUUAAGCCCCAUUUCCCAAUUUCCCAGUUAUCACCUUCCGCCCCAAAACACCAGUGUAAAAAGAGUACAAAAAAAAAAAAAAAUAGAAAACAAACAAACAAUUAUAUAUUUAUUUCGCCCUAAGUCAAGAACGUGCUAAAACAACUCAUUAAUAGUUAAACGGAAGUUGCAAUCGAUGGAAAUUAAACGUUCGAUUUUAGUUUUGCCAUCUCCCUCGAAGAAAGAGAAAGGACUACAUACAGUCAAACUUCUCCAAGUCAAAUUUAUAUUUUAUAAAAUUAUUUUUUUAUAAAUCUUAACAAAUCUUUUAUAACCCUAUGCAAAGAACACUUUUACGCGCAGCUACAUUUCAAAACAUUAUAUAGUAUUUGGAACAUUACAAAGAAUAUAGAGAACAAAAUUAGAAACUAGGAAUGCCAAAAUGUAUAUUUUAAAAUAUACAACGAACUACACCAUAUCUAUACCCUCAUAAAAGUUUGUUCAAAAUUAAAAAAAAAAAGUUCGCCACUGAUAUAAAAUCCAAUUUGCUAAAGACAAAAUAAUCACUAUAAUGAUCCAAGUUACAUGUCUAUAUUGUCUACCGGAAGAAAUACGAUACAUUUGUUGUUUAGGUUCGUAUUAGCGAAGUUUGGCUGUAGUUCAAUACUCACGGAAAGGGAGCGAGACAUAUUCCCAUCUCGCUCCAGCGUGUUAUCAAAGCCUUUGCCAUUGUCCUUGGCGUUGCGUUCUUAUCACCGGCGUAUCGGAGGGAAUAUAUGAUUUUUUUUCGGGCAAGUGGUUCUAGUGGUAAAUAGGAGGCGGUGGGUGGUUUCGGGGGGUUGCGGGCAUGGCGGAUGGUGAAGGGCGUAGAGGACGGCGGGGGUACACGUUUCGUUAUUUUUUGUUUUAUAGCGAAAUUCAUCUAGCUAUAAACGUAUGCAUAUAUACUAUUAACUUUUCGUUUAGCUCAAUUUUUUGUUUGUAUUUCUAAUUAUUACUCGGUUUGUCUAGUGUGUAAUUUAAUUAAAAGUCCAAUGCUAAUUCCCCAGCGAAUCGUUCAGUGUUUGUUUAUACGAGUUGUGCUCUUUAAACACUUUUGGCUUAUCCUUUCAUUUAAUUUUUGUUUGUUUUUCUUGCGUUGUUAUAUGUACAAAUAAAAAUAAAAGUUAAAAUUGUUUUUUUUUUUUAGCAAUUUAGUUGUAAGUGUAAUGUCAAAUGUCAAGAGGUAGACUCUGCAUAAGAAUAAUAAUGUGUAAUGUCAUUUUUAGAACUUGCUAAUCUUUAGCAAUUAAAAAGUAGCCUGUAAUUAACAAUAAUUAAUUAUAAUAACCAGUAACAAUUCAUGCAGAUGAAACUUUAAUAAAUAAUAAAUUAUAUAAAUAAAAA
This is a messenger RNA of Drosophila yakuba, 5038 nucleotides long. RefSeq lists its product as uncharacterized. Gene Ontology annotation, biological process: regulation of transcription by RNA polymerase II. Bases 732 to 2879 code for a protein of 715 amino acids. Gene Ontology annotation, cellular component: aryl hydrocarbon receptor complex; nucleus. The record is from RefSeq and is a predicted model, not a curated record. Lineage: Eukaryota; Metazoa; Arthropoda; Insecta; Diptera; Drosophilidae. Gene Ontology annotation, molecular function: DNA-binding transcription factor activity, RNA polymerase II-specific; protein dimerization activity; RNA polymerase II cis-regulatory region sequence-specific DNA binding. The transcript is spliced from 2 exons.